Saccharomyces eubayanus is the source of this 6045-nucleotide messenger RNA. It is a transcript of the gene LAA1, whose product is annotated as AP-1 complex accessory protein LAA1. The transcript has a single exon. NCBI's taxonomy places the organism in Eukaryota, Fungi, Ascomycota, Saccharomycetes, Saccharomycetales, Saccharomycetaceae. The record is from RefSeq and is a predicted model, not a curated record. Gene Ontology annotation, cellular component: endocytic vesicle; membrane; Golgi apparatus. Bases 1 to 6045 code for a protein of 2014 amino acids. Gene Ontology annotation, biological process: endocytosis; intracellular protein localization; retrograde transport, endosome to Golgi.
AUGGGAAAUCAGUCUCUUAGAGAACUCAUAGAAACGUCAACAGAUCACGGCCAUGACCUGUUAACGUGGAUAACUGCCAAUUUGGAGAAGGUGAUAUCUUUGAAGGACGCCAGUGACGCUGAAUUACAGGAGGUUAAAGACAUACAUAACCAAUUGGAUGAAUUUAUAAGAUAUACCACAACAUUAGAGGAUGCGGAUACUUUAGAGCUGCACUCGGUGUUCACCAGCCUGUCUCAGCUUUAUGCAAUGUCCACACAAUGUCUAAAAGACGAACAUCCUGGGAUGGUAUUCGAUUCCUCUGCAUUUCUGACCAAUGUAUUAUGUGAGGAGGAUGUCUUGAUCGAUGACGAAAUUAAUGAUCCUAACCAAACGAAGAAAAAAAAAAAAUCAACAAUGAAGAAAAAGAAGUAUAUAUACACACCUGCAAAAGAUAUUGCAUGUACCGUUUUGAUUCAAUUAUUUGAAAUUUUUGGAAGUGAAGUUUCAUCUUUGGUCCCAUUGCUGUUUAGUGCAGUAUUCAAAAACUUGAAAAAGAUCAUGGAAAAGAGUAAAUAUCACCAUGCAACUUUUAUGACGUUACUACUUCAACUGUUUAAUGCGAUCCUAAGAAAUUCUAAUAAUGAUGACAAAAUCUUAGAUCCAACUACAUAUGCAAAAUUCUCAAAGCUAUCCAAAACCGUUUUCGACAGUAUUUAUUCGGAUGAAAAGGACUUCCCAGUGAGUUUUGUGUCUGUACUGAUAGAAUGUUGGGUGGCUCAUUUCAAACAAACAGCUUUUAUCAAAGAGCAUGCUCAUGAUAUCCUAGAAACAAUAUAUUCUAAAUUUACGGAGGGCGAGAUAGGGGUUUAUGGUUUUGCCAACGAUAAGACACGUCUCUCUACGGCAAAGUCUUUAGCGGAGAUCUUAUUUGAUUAUUACUUCUCAAAAGAGAUCCUAACUUUGCAAGAAGUAUGGUCGAUUUACGUGAGAAUUUUUCUAAAUUCUGACACUCGAGAUGUGAAAAGCGGUUGUUUUGAAUCUAUUAUACAUUUUAUUAGUUUAAAUUUACUUGCUGACAAAACCUUCCUGAGUAACUCAAAAUACCUUGAUACAGUGCUAUCUUUAAGUCAGAUCUUUAGUGAUUACGAAGUGAAUAAUAAAAGCAUGAACACAUUAACAAGGUAUUUGAGGUACUUUCAACAUAUGCAUGAAUUCAUAUUACCACAUCUGAGUGACACUGCUAAAACUCAAGUGCUAUAUCAUAUAUUAGGUUGUUCGGAUUCUUACCUGAAUUCCUCUAAAACGGAUUCAGCGAAAAGCUUAAAGUACGGCGUUGAUGUUAAGCCUGGCACACAGUGGCUUACACUAGUACAACUAGAUUUGACGUAUGUUUUAAUACGCGAUUUGAACUCUACAUUUGCCACUGAGGAGUAUACUAUUAAAGAAAUUAGAGAUAAACUAGUUGAAUUGGCCACGUGUGAAAUCUUUACAAUCCGUGUUCACACAAUGGAAAUUUUGAGAGUUUUCCUCAAUAAUUGUCCGGAGUAUCUUUCGGAGACUAUAGAAAACUCUCUACAUGCGUUAUCCAGUGAUUUCAAAUCGACUGAAAAGUUUGUCUUUUAUAGAAAUCAUGGACAUGCUUUUAUUAUAGCGAAUUUGAUUAAAGACGCCAAGAGCGACUAUAUCUCGUACGAGCUAAUUAUGAGAAUUACGGUUUUCUCCACUUCAUUCAUUAAAAACAAUACCACGUCUACAUCCUCCAAUUUAUACUUCAAAGGUCUUUUAUGCUGGAUACUAUUGAUCGGACUAAUGAAUUAUAAAGAUGAACAAUAUUUGAAACUACAAACAUCUCAAUUAUUUCUUUUCUGGAAAGUUUUAUUAACGCACACUUACACGUAUCACGACGAGGAUGAAUUGUACAAGAAUUUGGAAAUAAGAAACCACGCCUUGACCUGUUUAUUGACGUAUUUAAGUAAUACCCAAAUUGACAAAGAUAUGGCCAAGCAAGUAUCAUAUUUGUUGACUAAAUGUUCCAAUUUCAACCAUUCCGUUGAUUUGAAAUCUAAAAACAUCGACAAUGCACUAUUGCACAACGAGAACAGGAUCCUACAGGUUUACCUCAAAUUAGAAAAGUACAUAAGUGGCGAUUUCAAUAGCUCGUUACUAAUAUUAAUCGUAAAGAAUUUCUCAGAUCCCAAUCUCUAUACAGAGUCAAGCUCUUCUGGUUUAAGCAACCUCAAACACAUUCGUAACAAGAAGGUGGGGAAUAAAGACGAUCUAGAAAAUAACGCCGUCUCAGAAUCCUCAAUAAAUUCUUUACUCCGUCAAAACAAUGGUUUCGCCUUUGGUCUUUCUAGUAAGAUAGCUAGCGACCGUAUUGCAAGUCUGUCAAUGUCCCCUGCUAACAAAUAUGACGAAUCAAUUAGUGGAAACUGGCCAUCUAAGGAUUACGAUUGGUACAACAUUUUCGAGAAGGAAAUAUCAAAACCAAUUUCUCCAAUUCUAUCUCUGGACUCAUUGAUCCUACUAUAUGGAUCCGGAUCUUACUCGCAAACUGAUCGUUAUGCACCUCAGGUUACUACAUCUCUAAUCGACUCCUCUAUGGAGCUCUUUUCUUCUGUAUUUCCAUUUCUGAAUAGUAAAAUACAGUACUCUGUUAUGGAAACUUUAAACUUGUCAAUGUUUUCCAAGAUGACUACCCCGUUGAGAAGUGUUGCAAUUGCGGCCAACGUUUGUAGUGCGUUGCAUAGUGCUUUGUACAUUAUGCAAGAAAGAAGCUUAGAGCUGGACUACACAGUGGGGCAAUUAAUUAUUGAAUCUAUCAAAAAAAUUCAGUUUUUUAAUGACACUUUUUUAACAAAAAUCAAAGCAGAUUGUAUAGGGUUACUUACAGCCGCUAUUGCACGGACAUAUAACGAUGAAGAGAGGCAAAGGUUUCUUAUAGAACAAUCAAGAAUAUUCAUUAAAAACGUUGCAGAUAUGGAAGAGCCAUACUUAAGAAUGUUUCACGUGCUAUCGCUGGCAACAAUUUUCAAAUACAAUUCACAAUACGCAAAUUUUGAAACCUCAUUUAAUGUAAUUUUUGCGCUAACAAAUGACCCACAUCCUGUGGUCCAUUCUUGGUCAUUGAAGGCAAUGCACGUUCUCCUUGAGAAGCACUUGGUUAUUGAUCUGAAAACAACAUCUAUGCUGCUCAAUUUUAUGGAAGAGGCGCUGAUAAACGACAGAUAUGGUGCCUACGGGCGCUCCACUCUUCGCUGCAACUACAAUAGAGAAUUUAAUUCACAUGUGGCAAUUGGUGAAAUUUUAAGGACUUUAGCUGAAACGGUGGGCCCAAACUUUCUAGAGCUGAAUCCUAAGGUUCUUGAUUCGUUCAGGAAUACUACUUUAUCUUUAUUGAUUUCCAAUAACACACUCAACAAUAUCAUUAGCAUUAAAAUAUUCGAAAAUAUGGCUACGUUCAAAAUGAAAAGCAUUCUAAACUACGGAAUAUUCAUUUCUUCCUCUAAGAAUAUAAUUAAAAAUUCAAUAGUUACAGGAAUAGGAUCCACAUAUUUUAACUCUACCUUUACAGGCUCAAAUGAACUUAUUCCAUGUACUUCGAGUUUAAAAAGCGCUUUCGAAAACUUUGAUUCAUUCACAUUAUUGUACAAAUUACAAAUGGAAGAAAUAUUCAUGAAAGGGAUGGAAAGUUUAAGCUGGAGAUAUUUGGCGCUUUUUCCAAAUUCUCGCUCUGUGAGGAGUUACUUUACCGAAUGGAUAUUGCAUACUCUUGAAGAAGACAGCCAUUGGUUCGACAAAUUGUAUUCGGUUUUCAAUAUGAAUAUAGGAAGACUAUUUCAAAGUUAUUACAGGGACGUGACAGUGUUAUUAAAGCUAAACGGUCUCCAAAAAUCUUCAGAGAAAGAAAUAAAAGGUGAAGAAGAAGAAUCGAUAGCUAACGUUAGCCAGAUGGCCAAUACAGAUACCCACGAUCUCGGCUCAGACAGCAUUCAAUGGAAGAGCAAACAAGUUAUUUUGGAUUUGAUUUUAACAUUGUGUUUGGAAUCCGAAAAACAUGAAAAAUUACUUGUUGCUUUGAGUAAAAAGCUUGCGGAUCUCAUUGAAAUCUCAUUCCGCGGAUCUACAGUCAGGUGCGAGGAUAUGAAGUUGACAGGAUUACAAAUUUUGAAUUUUGUGCUCAAGAACUACUCAUCAAUGAGAGAUCCUCAGAUUCCUGAAUCGUCGAUAUUAGAACAACAGGAAGCUCAAAUAACUAGCGCGUUGAUGCCUGCAUUCAGUAAAGGAAGCUCACCUACGGUAAUAUCCUUCGCUAUCACUGUUGCCGCUGAAGUGCUAGCUUCCAAUAUCAUGCCACCUACUAAACUAGGAAGAAUUUCCCAACUAUUGAUUGAUCUUUUGCGCAAUUUGAAAGAUUCUACUUCCAGCAUAAAUGUAGGUGAAGCUGUCAUUGUUACGCCAAAAGCAAAACGGAAAAUUGAACUUGCCGUUUUGGACGCUUGGGCGGAGGUAGUACAAAGGUCCAUCACCUCAUCAAACGAAGAACUCGUCUCUUUCACAAAGAAGUAUUGGAAUAUUUUGGUUCCAUUAUGGAUCAUUUCUCUUCGCGAAUACAUGAUGAUAAAAUAUGAUGAGAAUGACGCUACACUGGAAUUGAAAAAUCAAUCGAAAGACAAUACCUUUAUUGAAUUAAGAAGUACAAAGAUUGAAUUAUAUGAGCCAGUCUGGUUAAAUUUUGUAGAGGCACUUGGAUGCACGCUUGAUUCAGACGUUAACAUUAUUCUAGGAUCUCUUGAUAACGAGGAAUUGGAGUAUUUUAUUUUUGUUUUGUUUAGCCAAUGCUUGGAGGCUAUCGUCAAGAAUAUUGAUGACCAUUCAAUUAAGAUGCAGGUCCUACCUGCUUUGCAUAAUGUUUUAAAAUGUAAUUUAUGCACCAAACAUUUAUUUGAAGAUGAUAUAAUUGCUGAAGUUGUUGGGAUAAUGGAUAGGCUUAUUUCUACAGGUGAUAGCAAAGAAGAAUUUUUACUUGUUGAUAUCAUCAACGACUUGAUCAUUGGUUAUACAAAAUGCAAUACUACACCUGAGACGUUUCUACAAGAUAUCGACAAAUUAUAUGAAUUACUGCGGCUGUUAAUGAUGAUAAUUUCAAAAAGACUGCCAUUUAUCAAGUAUAAUGUGUUAGACAGCAAUGAUAACAAUAACGAAAUAAAGCUAUCCACCACUGACAUUGAUUUGCUGAAAAAAACGUUCAUCGCAUUCGAGUCAAACAUUAGUAAGUUUGACAAUAUGUUUAAGCUAGAUCUCUAUUCCUGUCUUUUAUUCAUCAUAGGGAAGAUUUAUGAAUGCGGUGAUCGCGACUUGAUAAUCCCAAUUAUACUUCCGCUUUUCAAGGCAUUGGUAAAGGCACUUACAGACUCUGAGGAUGAUAAAAACAUUGCGUUACUUGAAAUUUUUUACGGGUCAAUAAAGGAUGUGAUUUAUAAUAAACUAAACUCAAACAACAAAAUUGCUACCAUUUUAAUUUUACUGUCCAACGGAUACUCCAAUCUAAGCAAUCAAGAACUGAGUGGCUGCGCAGAUAUCCUAUUGGAAGCACUAAACAACUCUACUACACAACCUAUUACUUUCCAAGGUUUCAAAAGAAUAAUAUCGAAUACCGCUAAAUACUCGUCAUUACAAUACUUGAUGAAGUUGGUCAUAAAGAGAUUUUUCCAAGAUAUCCAAGCUAAAGAUUCUUUAUCUCUAGCGAACAUUGAAAUGAAGCUAAUAAUCCAAUUCACAGGGGAAGUAAUUAAGCAAGACAACUCAAAAGCGUCAUCGUCAAUUGCGUUAUGUCUUUCUUUCUUUGUCAGAUAUCAUGAGGCUUAUAUGAACAAAGUGGACAAAGAGGUUGCAAAGGAAAUCAUGGCUCUGGCCAAAUUGGACAAAAAUUCCUUCAAAGGUGCUAUUGCAAAUAUUUUAAAUCCCGAACAGAAAGCAAGUAUUGUUUCUUUAAUGGAUGCUUAUGCUCAGUCAGAAUCUGUAGGAUCUGUCGAAGAACCCUUUCAAUUGAAAUCCUUCAACUAA